Molecule: messenger RNA, 4841 nt
Organism: Megalops cyprinoides (Indo-Pacific tarpon)
Lineage: Eukaryota; Metazoa; Chordata; Actinopteri; Elopiformes; Megalopidae
Product: oxysterol-binding protein 1-like
Exons: 17
Coding region: 388-2724 (778 amino acids)
Cellular component (GO): intracellular membrane-bounded organelle; membrane; cytosol
Molecular function (GO): sterol binding
Source: RefSeq, a predicted model, not a curated record
AACCGGAACUCUUUGCACGGACCAAGAAAGAAGGCAGUAUAUGUUGCUAGCUACAUAUCUCACGACCAACACCGUAGCAAGCGGCUUACUCACUUCCGUCUGGCUUGUCGCAAAAAAAAUUAAUAACAAGCACAUAGCUACAUAUACGAGCGAGACUAAACAAACCGUAUUGCUUUAUAUUUGUUCUCAGUGUUGGGAUACACAUUGGCAAAUGGUUUCAAUCAUGUAGCUGCAUAGGUAGCUAUCUGUCAUUGAUCAACGAACUAACGUUAGCCAGCGGGAGCUGAACAUUGAGAAGCCGUAUGUGUGUCCUGUUGCCUGAUCGCACCGGAGAGAUAGCUUCACGCCAAGGCCCCAGUCUACACAGUCAUCCCUGGGGCUGUCGUAAUGUCGGAGCCCAAGGCGACCACCCCGACCCAGGGAGAUACAUACAAAGGCUGGCUCUUCAAAUGGACAAAUUACAUCAAGGGUUACCAACGACGAUGGUUUGUUUUGAGCAACGGCUUGCUGUCUUACUACAGGACACAGGCGGAAAUGGGUCACACGUGUCGAGGCACCAUUAACCUGGCCACGGCAAACAUCGCAGUGGAGGACUCGUGUAACUUUGUCAUCUCGAAUGGCGGUGCACAGACCUACCACCUGAAGGCCAGCUCUGAGGUGGAGAGACAGCGCUGGAUCACAGCCCUGGAGCUGGCCAAGGCCAAGGCUGUUCGCAUGCAGGCUGAGUCUGAUGAUUCUGGAGAUGAGUGUCCCUCGUCCUCGCCGCCUCCGUCAGGACAGGGUGGAGGUGCACGGUGCUCAGAGGUUCAGUCAACGUUGCGUACGCUGGGUAGCAAGGUGGAGGACCUGAGCACCUGCAAUGACCUCAUUGCCAAGCAUGGCUCCGCCCUCCAGAGGUCUUUGUCAGAAUUGGAGGGGUUGCGGCUCGGGGGAGAGACAGGAGACAAGAUUCGGCAAGUUACGGAGAGGGCCACACUGUUCCGUAUCACAUCCAAUGCCAUGAUCAAUGCUUGCCGGGACUUUCUGGCCCUGGCGCAGGCCCACAGCAAGCGCUGGCAGAAGGCCCUGCAGGCGGAGCGGGAGCAGAGGGUGAGGCUGGAGGAGACGCUGGAGCAGCUGGCCAAGCAGCACAACCACCUGGAAAGGGCCUUCCGGGGGGCCACCGUGCUCCCCGCCCCCACAGCCAACUCCGCCACCGACAGCAAGGGUUCUGCCCCAGGCAAGGGGGAUGCAAGUGAUGAAGAUGAGGAGAACGAAUUUUUCGAUGCCAUGGAGGAUGCGCCGGAGUUCAUCACCGUGCCAGCUGACCCCAAGUACCACAGGAGAUCGGGCAGCAAUGUAAGCGGCAUCAGCAGUGAAAUUGGGAUGGACGACCAAUCGCUUGAUGACCAGUCGCUGGUGUUCAAUCAAGAGUCCCCUCAGCCCCAGGAGAUGGAGCUAGUGAAAAAGAGGAGGACUCGCAUACCUGACAAGCCAAACUACUCCCUCAAUUUGUGGAGCAUCAUGAAAAAUUGCAUUGGCAAAGAGCUGUCCAAGAUCCCCAUGCCUGUGAACUUCAAUGAGCCGAUCUCCAUGCUGCAGCGUCUCUCGGAGGACCUGGAGUACUGUGAGCUGCUGGACAAGGCGGCCAAGUGCCAGAGCUCCCUGGAGCAGCUGUGCUACGUGGCAGCCUUCACUGUGUCGUCCUACUCCACCACAGUGCACCGCACCGGCAAGCCCUUCAAUCCCCUGCUGGGAGAGACCUUCGAGCUGGACCGCUUGAGAGAGAGCGGGUACCGGUCACUUUGUGAGCAGGUCAGUCACCACCCGCCUGCUGCAGCUCACCACGUGAUAUCCGAGCGGGGCUGGACCCUGAGGCAGGAGAUCGCCCUCGCCAGCAAGUUCAGGGGCAAAUACCUGUCCAUCAUGCCUCUGGGUACUAUCCACUGCAUAUUUGAGAAGAGUAACAAUCACUACAGUUGGAAAAAAGUCACUACAACCGUUCACAACAUCAUUGUGGGGAAACUAUGGAUUGAUCAGUCGGGUGAGAUUGAUGUGGUGAAUCACAAGACAGGGGAUCGCUGCCACCUCAAGUUCGCCCCCUACAGUUACUUCUCCAGAGAUGUGGCCAGGAAGGUGACGGGCGUGGUGACGGAUAAGGAGGGGAAGGCCCACUACAUCCUGUCAGGAACGUGGGAUGAGAAGAUGGAGUUUUCCCGGGUCAUGCAGAGCAGCAAGGGGGGGCUGGGCGGAAUUGGGGAGAAUGGCACGGAGGGAAAACAGAAGACCGUGUACCAGACGCUCCGGGCACGAGAACUGUGGAAGAAGACCCCGCUCCCAGAGAGUGCGGAGACCAUGUACUACUUCUCUUCGCUGGCGCUGACCCUGAACGAGAUGGAGGAGGGCGUGGCGCCCACGGACAGCCGGCUACGCCCGGACCAGCGGCUGAUGGAGCAGGGCCGCUGGGAGGAGGCCAACGCCGAGAAGCAGAGGCUGGAGGAGAAGCAACGCAGCGUGCGCCGGGAGAGGGAGAGGGAGGCGGCCCGCGUCGCCAGUCCCGCCGAGGACGCUCUCAUUGAGGACUCUGAUCCGUCUCUAAAAAGCACCCACCAGGACAACUACAAGGCGCUGUGGUUCGAGCGGUGUGAGGACCCCGUCACCAACGAAAUCACGCACAUCUACAAGGGAGGUUAUUGGGAAGCGAAGGAACAAGGCAACUGGGACAUGUGCCCCGACAUCUUUUGAUGUAAUCAUCACACUUGAGACUGAACUGCCUAAGACAGUUGCCAUCCCCCCCCCAUAAAUCAAUUGCUCACAUUAUUUUCUGUCUUCUGUGAAACACUGAGCGUAAGGGCAGCUGACCAGCUGGGUUCAGUGGGCUCAAUGCCCUUGUUCUUUCAAAGACCCCACUGUUAAUGAGAAGAUUAUCUCUCUCUUUACUUCGUACUGAGAAUAAAAGGGGUGCACAUGUAGUCUAAUUAACCCCACCUCCCGGUGUUAUUACUGCGACCCUCCUCUCCAGGGCGAACUGGAGCCCUUUAUUUAACUACUCUGCUGCCCAGACCCCAUUUUCCUCCUUGACCGUAUAAACUCUUUCCUCCCCUCAGGGGUUUACUUGGGUGGCAGUUGAGAAGCUGGGAGGUCUUUAGUGUGUUUCACAAAUGCCGUUGUGGAGUGAGUACAUGAGUCUGUCAGUCAAGUUUGUCAGGCCAUGACGUACAGUACGAGCUGGUUGCAGACCGGAUAGCUUUAAGUGCUGCUUUUACACUCCCAGUCUGAGGAGUCGCCAUGUGCUGCAGUCAGCCAAUAGCACGGCUGUACUGGAAUUGCUUUAGGAAGUGGCAGUGUGUAACUGAGGUGGUGCUGAUGUGAAGUCUCUCUAAAGUUGUGGCUGAAAGGUCGAGACGUCACUGCAGACUUUGCCUGUUCUACAAAUCAAUACACAUGAAUAAAUGAAUGAAUGAACACUGAGAAGUGAAUAGGCUAUUGCUUGAUUUAGUAAUUGCAUAAAUGCAAUUCAAACCAGGCCUGUAAGUUACUUGAAAUCUCUUAACAGGCACUGAUUGUUUUCCAUAUUGACACAUCAUAAUACUACAUCAUUAUCUCUACAGCAGGAACCAGUUCCUUUCCAUGACAGCAUAGCCUGGUUCUACUUUACUGCACACACUGUACACAUAUGAUCCUUUGGACAGUCAAAUGUCACAGUGACUGACUCCAGCUGUGAUUUACUGUGCUAAUUGUUGUGUUUGCUAACAGGCCUCGGCCUUUCUCUGUAGUCAAUCAUUGGAAGUGUGAGCUGUUAUAAUGAAACUAGUUAUAAUUAUUUUGACCCGAUUUUGAUUUUUGAAGCUUUUGGAGAGCGCUCUGGUUAAUGGAGGGCCUCCCGGCGUGUCUGCAGGUCUUCAUACUGUGUCUCCUGUACUCACCCUUCUCUUUAUGUGCCUAAUUUAGCUGAACAUUUUCUCUUGAAUGAAGGAUGAUUUGCCACAGAAAUAACUGUAGGCAGAAGAAAGAGUGAGCAGUGUAGUAGUUUUAGAAACUAUUUUAGAAACCAGUUAAACAGGCCUAGUUUAGAGUGUGUUUUGCAUAGUGGGGGUGUUCACAUGAUCACUACUGAGAGAUCAGUAUAAACACCAAGGGUGUAACGGACACACAUGAGGUAAUGGACUUGUGUCAUCCUGGCUCUGUCAGCAAAAACACUAUACAGUAUGAGGAAGAUGGAGUCUACAAAUAUGCAUAGCCUAGGGUCAGGGAAAAACUUAAAACAACAGUUUUGCAAUUUGUUGUGUGUUCUAAAAUCCUUUUAUUUUCAAGUGUACUUAAAAACCAAGAAUUAAGAAACCAAGACCACAAAUCUCUGAGUAUUGCAAAUAACUGUGUAUAUUAAAAAAUAAAUAAAAUAAUGGUAAUAAUAGAAUUAUAAUAUGUUUGGAAUAUCAUUGAUUUUGGUAUGGGUAUCAAAAGAUUGGGGUUUCAUGAUCAGUUUUCCUUCUUUAAUAGAAAGGGAAGGUUCAUUUGUCAGAAAGGGAGAAAAAGGUGACCUAAAAUGAACUAAUACUUUUAUUUAGAUUAGAUAUUCUGAUUUGUGUUAUGCUGAAUUUUCCUCUGGUAUAGCAGUUAUGGUUUUGCCAGUUCAUCGUCUGAUUUUCAUACUGCUCUUUUUCUUUAAUAAUAUAUUUUUUGUCUUUUUCAUCACAUGUUGUUUAUUGGAUCAUUUUACUGUCAGCAAAGGGUUUCUGGUUUCUGUCAGGUUGGUUCAUUGGAAGGUACCGCUCCCUAUAUAAAGUCUGUGGCAGUUGAAGAUGUGUAAUGACAAGAACAAUGAUGGUGACAAUAAAAAAGAAAGAAAAACCCUUCCUACA